UUUCAUUCAUAACCAACGCUUCGUUGAAGUAGCACAUCGAAAGGUUUUUUUGUGAAAGAUAAGCUUUUGUAAGAGCUUGAAUAGAAAACCAUGGAAUUCAAUAGAACGACAUCGAUUGUUCUGUCUGGUACAAUUAUAACAAUCGCUUCAGCCUACUAUAUCAAAAAGAAACUUUUACGAAAUAGGUAAGAAAUCCUCAAAUAGAAUUUAUACGUGUCUUAUUUCUUAAGAAAGAAUAAUUGAAAUAGAACACCAACAUUAUGUAAGAUCGUGUGACGCCUUUUGAUAAGUCAUCGAUAAAGUAUUUGGCUUAUAUAAAAGAUACAAUAUUCAGAGCAUUAUCAUAAUGACUCAUACAGAAAAAGUUUGAUGAUUUAUCUUCUUCCACGAUCUUUUCUUAGAUUUUUGUUGAUUUGUUUGUCACGAUAUUUUGUUACUAUUUUUUAGACGGAAGAAAGAACCACCAAUAGUUGCUGGACAUCUUAUUUAUGGUUCUGCUAAAGAUUUUAAUGAAAAUGCUGUUGAAUUUUUGCACAAGAGCGAGGUAGAACAUGGAAAAGUCUUUACAAUUCGACUAGUUAAUCAAUACUUAACAAUAAUCACGGAUCCAAGAUGUUACGAGUUGGUACAUAGGGAAAAGAAUUUCGACUUUGAUCCAAUUCAGGAACAAGUAAAUAGAAAUGUUUUCAACUUUAACGUUAUACACGCUGGUCAAGUUAUUAAGGAUAUGUCGCGAGCGACAAAGGGACAAUGGCUAAUUAAAGACGUUUCAAACUUUUCGGACAAACUAAAUCUUGCUCUAAAUAGAUUUGAGCAAGAGAACGUUGGCUUAAGACAAUUUUGCGCCGAAACGAUAUUCGACGCAAUCUUUAAUACAGUUUUCGGACAAUCAGAUAGGAAUGCUCCUUUUAAUCCGUUGAGAACUUAUAAGAAUUUCGAAUAUUACCACAAAUAUUUCAAUUACAUGUGGCUGGGUCUACCGAAAAAGUUUAUGCCAGGAAUUAUGGACACUCUUUGCGAUAUGUGCCAACAGCCUUCCGCCGAAGAGCUCCUUUCGAGGGAAGACUGCUCAGAGUACAUCAAAAGAGGCAUUCGUCACCUACUCGAAAAUGGUCAGACCGAAGCCGAUGUAAUUGGUCAUAAUUUAGUUAUGCUUCACGUAAACUACAAUACAUUUCGUAUGGCUUUUUGGGUAUUGUAUUAUUUGCUUCGAGAUGCCGAAGCUUGGAAGCACCUUUCGGAAGAAAUAGAAGAGUUAUCUGAUAAAACUUCACUUUCAACUGGAGACGUUGAUCGUUUAAGAGUGCUUGACUCAAUCGUUCAGGAAAGUGCGAGAUUAAGCAGCGGAGUUUUUAUGGUUAGAUACGUUACAGAAGAUACCAUGUUCAAAACACCAGACAACAAAGAGUUCUUAAUAAGAAAAGGAGAUAGAGUAGCUAUGUACCCUCCUGCCAUUCAUAAGGAUCCCAAUAUUUUCGCUGAUCCUUUGAAAUUUCAAUUCGACCGAUUUAUAAGUAAGGUAUUUUAUAAAGAUGGAGAAAUAGUCAAAAAUCCCGUUAUGCCUUUUGGUACUAUUUGCCCUGGGAAGAGGCUGGCCCUUCUUCAAUUGAAAUUGUUCAUUAUCAAUGUAGUCUCAAAUUUCGAUGUUAAAUUAAAUGAUGGAGAAACAACCGAAUUAGAUAAUACGUAUCAUGGACACGAAGUUCUACCGCCCACCAACGACGUACAAAUGACAAUCAAAAGGAAACGGGAAAAUCUCUCCUCACUUGGGUGCUUUUCUUAAAUGAGAUUCGCAUUGAAAUUAUUUAUGUCACUUAUUAAAAAGCCGGAUUUGUUCAAAACCAAGCAAAAAAAAAAAACGGAAGAGAAGAAUAUUUGUCAACUUUCUAUUUAUUUUACUUUUUGUUUCUUUUAUAUUCUUUUUUGUUUCUCUCUCUUUUUUCUUUUUUUUGCUGUCUGAUCAUCAGGCCAAAAAUUUUGCCAUAGUAAUUAACAUACUAUGAAUAUUAAUUUAUUAUUUGCAUAAUAAUAUUCCAGUAAAAUGUUUAAUAAGUAAAAAAGAAAAAAAAUGAAAAAAAAAUGACGAUCUGCCAACAAUUUAUGAAUUUUUGUUUUUUUUUUGUAUUUUAUCACAGAAAAUGCUCUUAACUGUCUCGUUAUAUAUUGUAUUUUUACUUGUCAUAUCAUCAACUAUCGCAAAAAAUCUGCUAUAGACAAAACAUAUAUGUUUUUGAAUGGAUGAUUUGUAAAGGAGAAAGAAAUAAGGCGUUCUUGAAAGAAAAAUAUGUUUUAUGCUAUUUUGAACAUAACAACCGUCUUUCUGAUGAACAAUAUUUUAUCUAUAUACUAAUGAGAACUAAUGUAAUUUUGUUUUGUCACUAUUUAUUCGUUCCUAUCUUCCUUUUCUAUAAGAAAGGAAGAAGAAUUCAAGUAACUAGUCUUUUACAUAUAUAUGGAAAUUCUACUUUGCCAUAAACGGUCAAAACUUAUAUAUAUAUAUAUAUUUAUUUCAAUAUAUACUUAAUCUUACCUAUAUAUAAAGUAGAUGAGAGAAAUUUCAAAUAUGAGAAUAAUCUGAAGAGAAAAAAUACCCAUGUUUUAUGAAUACACUUUAAAAAAAAAUCGUAUUAUCAGAAGAUAUUCGCGUAAAAAAAAACUGGUUAUCUUUAGGAUGAAUGAAGCUGAAAUAUAUCGUAAUAAAAUAUCUCG
Messenger RNA from Dimorphilus gyrociliatus, 2709 nucleotides. The record is from the annotation of a GenBank genome assembly. NCBI's taxonomy places the organism in Eukaryota, Metazoa, Annelida, Polychaeta, Dinophilidae.